CUAUCGUUGCAUGUCGGUCUAAUGCGAUUUGUUUGUUUACCCAGUUGACAGUUCCUGGAAAAUCGUCAGGGUGAACAUAUCUUAGUGUUUGUGCGGAAAAAUUCUAUAUUCCGGUGAUGCUGCGUGUGUAAACGAACGUGCGAAAUUUCAACAUACGUACAACCAAUCUCAUCGAGCUGAUAGGCACAUAUUCAGCGCACUUUUAAAAGUGCAGAGGGAGCAGCUCCACAUUUUGAGUGAACUAAAAUAAAUAAAAAAUUCUUUGUAUCUAUGAAAGUGCACAGUUUGAAAUUGGUUGGCCGUGCACGCAUUUCUGGCACAAACACUAUCCCCAAAAUAAAUAUGUAUAAUAUAGAAAUAAAAUGUUAAAAUUUCAAAAGCGUUUCAAGUUCCAAAAUAGUGGUAAAUAAACAUAAAAGUGAAUUUAAAGCGGUAAUAAUCGUGCUAUAGAAAGGAAAAUAAUAAUAAUAAAGUACCCGCUUUUGUAUGCGUGUUUGUGGCAUUAUAUGUGUAUGUAUGUAUAUGUGUAGCAACAAAUAAACAGUUAUUUGUAAAUAUAAUCAUCAAGUGACGUACAAAGCAGUUUGAAGUGCCCAAUUAAAAAGUAGUUAAAAGAAAAAUGUCAUUUUCAACUAAUUUGACCUUUACGUUUGGAUUAUUUAUGUUCUGCGGUGCGCUGGUGCAUUGUCACCUCAAUGUUUACCUCAAUCUGCACGAGGUGAUGCGAUUAAUAGGUGUCUCGGCUGAGUUGUAUUAUGUGCGCGAUGGUCAGGUCAACGAUUAUGCGCUUAAUUUUGCCGUUCCUGUGCCGGCGAACGUCAACGAGAUCUCCUUUACGUGGCAGAGUCUAGCCCAUCAUCCGCUCCCAUACAGUGUCAACAUUAUUACAUCAGAGCCAUUCGUACUGCCACGGCCAAUGUUGAAUAUUUCACGCAUCGGCGAAAUUCCGCUGGAGCCACAAACUUUCGCUGUCAGUUUGAAAUGCUCUGGCACACGAGACGCCGAAGUUGAGGUCACCAUCGCCAUCGAAAUAAUACUGGACCGAAAGACGAAUAACAUAACAGAUUUGAUGUUCAAACGCAAAAAAAUUUGUCUUGCAGGCCCGCAGGAAGACGGACGCCAUGCGAAUAUCGGUAGUGGUGUUGGCAAUUUGAACAAACAUAUUAACCAACCGAUAGAGGGUAUUUUGGAAGAUGUUACUGGUGGUCAUGUAGUGCACGAAAACGAGGGGAUAAAGUUCGGUGGGGACGGUAUAAGUCCACAUGCAACCAGUAGUGAUGAACAGCAUACGAUGGAUGAAAAUUUGUUAGGCGAUGGUCGUUUGAGCGGUCCAGGCACUAUUUUGCACGAUUUUGAUCCCAUGCUAAAGGAGACACUUGCGCCACCCACUAGCGGUGUAACCACACUCAUAAUUGGCGGUAUACUGGCAUUGAUACUGGUCGUUACACUAAUUGUAAUUGCUUACUGCGCUAAGGGACCAACGAAGCGGCAAAAUCACGGGGUACAUCUGAUUAAAACAUCGAGCUUUCAGCGCUUACCUACAAUAUCAUCGACAGCUCACAAUUCCAUCUAUGUGUGUCCCUCUGUUAUCACGCCCACUUAUGCAACACUCACACGACCUUUCCGAGAGUACGAACAGGAACCGGAGGAGUUCAAUCGUCGCCUGAGUGAAUUGACUGUACAAAAGUGUCGUGUUCGAUUAUCAAGUUUGGUGCAAGAGGGCACAUAUGGCCGCAUAUAUAAGGGUACUUACAAUGACAGCCAAGAGGUACUGGUGAAAACUGUCGCUCAACAUGCCAGUCAAAUCCAAGUGUCGCUUUUGCUGCAAGAAGGUAUGAUGCUAUACGAUGCGGCACAUCCCAACGUACUGUCCGUCUUAGGCGUUACAAUCGAGGAUUUUACUACACCAUUUUUGCUCUAUCCAGCGGCCAACAAUACACGAAAUUUGAAGCUGUUCUUACAAGAACCGGCAUAUGCGAGAAGCGUUACCACCAUCCAGACAGUGCUAAUGUCCUCGCAACUGGCAAUCGCCGUGGAACACUUACAUAAUCACGGUGUAAUCCAUAAGGAUAUUGCGGCCAGAAACUGUGUUAUCGAUGACCAACUGCGCGUCAAACUUACCGAUAGUUCGUUGAGUCGUGAUCUAUUCUCAGGUGAUUAUAACUGCUUAGGCGAUGGUGAAAAUCGGCCCAUUAAAUGGAUGUCACUUGAGACUAUACAAAAGAAGCACUACAACGAGGGUAGCGAUGUGUGGUCCUUCGGUGUUCUAAUGUGGGAGAUGUGCACACUAGGUAAACUACCUUACGCCGAGAUCGACCCAUAUGAAAUGGAGCAUUACUUGAAGGAUGGCUACCGUCUGGCACAACCUUAUAACUGUCCAGAUGAAUUAUUCACCAUUAUGGCCUACUGCUGGGCAGUAUUACCGACUGAACGUCCCUCAUUUAGCCAAUUGCAAAUAUGUCUUUCUGAGUUCCACACGCAAAUCACAAGAUAUGUCUAAGAUUCCGAGGCAAACUGGAAUACAUAAGUAGACUUCAUAAUGUAAAAAUUGGCGUCGUUGUAUAUAAAUAGAAUUGAAGAGUUCUUCAUAUGAACAUUUUAUGACCCUAAGAACCCAAAGACAGUUAAUUAAGUGAAAAAUAGGUAUAUUCUUACAUAUGUACAUAUAUGUAUAUGCACCUAUAUGUAUACAGCGGCUGGCUCGAAUAAACUCCAGCCAAGAGGCAAAAUUUUCUACCACCUUUUGAAGCAGGUGGUAUGUUAGCAAGAACGUAUCGAAUAUUCUCUUCCAAGGCGUCACAUAGUGGGACCGUGACCUCUACUUUUGCAGAUCAAUUCAGGAAAGCUUUACUUCGAUAAUUUUUAAUUUUUUAUUUUCAAUAUAAGUAAUGGUUUACAAGUUGCAAAUGUAAAAUAAAAAGCAACCAAAAAGAUUUUAUUUAAUAUUUAUCAAUACUGUUGCCAUCUUUAUUUGUCACUAGGAUACUUUUGUACUUCAGCAACACCAUCAUCAUCUUCAUCAGUAUCACUGCCCUUAAUUCCACAUUCAUCACAUAUGAUUGAGUCAACAGACUGAUUUGGUAAAUUUUAAAUGAUCUUUUUUUGGCAAUCUUCGCAUUCCUGAAACAAUGGGAUCUGAACAAUUCAGAAUAUCAUGCUUUCAUUUACACUUUCUUCAAUGAAAUUCCCGAUAGUUUUAUAGAUUUUUUGUUUCUUCUUUGUUGGCCAAUAUGCAAAAGAGCUAUUUCGAUAAUUUCUGGUCCGUGUAUGAAAUAAUUAUACAAAGUCGGGAGAAUAUUUUACGAUGGAUAUGACCUAAACAAAAGUGUUGCUGUUUUAUGUGCAAGUGUCUAAAUUUCGUGUUAUUGAGAUCAUACCUAUUAGACACUACAAUUAAGAGUAUAUGUAUUUAAUUUAUUAAAUUUUCAUUUAUUGAGGUUAUUUCAAAAGGCUUUUCUACGGGGUAAGAAAAUAACUUAUGGCGGUAUUACCGUUGUUUGUGUUUCCAAGGUCAGGUUUAGGUUUGUCAACUAUUAAUCCUAAAGUAUUGUUUAAAGUUUCUUCAGAAAUUUUCGAUGGAUCUUAUUCCAUUUAUUCUUUAACUCAAAAUCAGUUUUUGCUCUUAUUUUUAUUUUUUAAUCAAUUCGAGAAAUGAGCCCAUUUGUCCCCACUGUGCUUCAAUCGUUUCGAGCUAAUCUGCCUAGUCAAACGACAUCACAUAACCCGCAAAAAAGAUAGUUCAGCGGUGUAAAAUCUCGUCUUGUUGGAACCAAAGGUCGUCCACAUCAACAUUCUACAAUUUAGGCACGAAAAAGUCAUUAAUCAAAACAGCUAUUCCCCAUUGUCUGGAAUAUUAUGGUUGGUUUCAUUUCUGAAGAACCAUGGAUCAAAUAUAGUCUCUGACCAUAGAGUGACUUUUUUAUCGAUUGUCACAAAAAUAGUUUGAGGAUUAUCAUCUCUGCAAAUGCGACAAUUGUGAUUCCAUUCAACCAAAAGUGUGCCUCAUCGCUGAACAAUUUUUUGCGUAGCGUGAACGGAAUCAUUAAUUUGGUAAUACAUUUGCACGAUUUGCAAACGUUGUUCCGGAGUAAGUCGGUUCAUUAUCAUAUUUAUAAAUCGAGUAACAUCUGUCUAAAAGGUCAACUCCGACAAAUGUAUUUCCUCAUUGAAUCACACGUCUAAAAACAUCCGUUAUAGGUAUAUACAUAGGUGCAUAUGUAUAACAUCCAAGUACAUAUAUGUACAUAUAAUAUAUAUUCGUGUGUGUAAAAAGUAGAUGAUAAGAGAUAAGACAGAAUGUUUGUAUACUUAAGUUUUAUUGCUUUAAAAUUUUAACGAAAUUCGUAGAAAUUUAUUAAUGAAAAGAGAAACAAAUUGUAUAAUAAACGAAUGGUAACUCAGAAGUGCCAAAUAUGAGUUUCAGGAAACAGUAAGUAUAAUUGUUCGUCCCGCAAGCUGAAGUGUAUUAAGCUUUAAAUAAACAAACUUAGAAAAAAUGUUGAAUAUAUCACACUCGUUGUCCUCGACAAUGGUCAGCGUUCAACAAACCCUUAAUUUUAAGUAGUAUGUAUAUACCUGUGUAUAUAUGUAUGUAUAGUAUGUAUGUGAGUACUUAAGUAGGGGUCCGUGUUUAAGCAUUUGAUGUAAAUGUGAAAGUUGUUAGGUGAUGACAGCUUAAUAUCUAUAAGCUCGUAAGCCCAUAAUUCUUAAGUGCAUAAUUUGUAAAUGAAAUGAAUGUGCACACACCUAACUGUAAUCUAUAUAGUCUAGACGUAUAUAUACAUACGAGUAUGUAAACUUACAGGUAUAUUUAGUUACUGUUCUCCCCCCACUCAGGUCUAGCUCUUAUCCCGUGUAUUGCAUUCAUAUUUAUACAAUAUUUUUUAGUUUUAAUUUACACUGUCGUUUCCUACAGUAAGCGAGUUCUCAACCUGUAGUUGCUAAUCUGAACUUUAACUGAAACGAAAUAAACGUCCAAAAAUCGAUUAUUU
This is a messenger RNA of Bactrocera tryoni, 4991 nucleotides long. RefSeq names its product tyrosine-protein kinase Drl (gene drl). The transcript has 4 exons. Gene Ontology annotation, molecular function: ATP binding; protein kinase activity. The record is from RefSeq and is a predicted model, not a curated record. Lineage: Eukaryota; Metazoa; Arthropoda; Insecta; Diptera; Tephritidae. Gene Ontology annotation, biological process: multicellular organism development; cell surface receptor protein tyrosine kinase signaling pathway; protein phosphorylation. Gene Ontology annotation, cellular component: signaling receptor complex. Bases 620 to 2500 code for a protein of 626 amino acids.